AUGUUCUCGAGCCUAAUCAUUCACGACUGCGGUACUAUCGACGGAGAGCCCACAUCAGUUACACUCAGAGCUUCACCUUCUUUCCCCUGCGCAGUCUGGUUCCAGCAGGACUGGCAGCAGCCAGUGCCUGCCACAUGGGUAGCAAAGGAAAUCUCUGGGUUCGACGGGACCCUCGAGGUUAAGCUCGUAGAGCGCAUCUCUGAGGGUCGCAUUGGUGUAGCUUACAUUGCGCAGGUUCUCUCCGCAACUCAACAAGGCACAGAUAUUCAGGCGACAAUACCACCCACCCUGUGCCUCAAAUUCGCCAAGCCCGAGCUCAGUCGCAGUCUGGCACGACUCGGAGAUGCCUGGUUCUACGAGCAGAUGGAGUCUCUGCAGGGUAUUUCCGUGCCCACUUGCUUCGGUUUCUUCGCCUCCACUGCGGCAGACCUAGAUAAACGGGCCAAUCCACACGAAUCCAACCUCGACGUCAGCCGCGCCCGAAUUAAGUUUGAAAUCGAACCUUGGAAGCGCCGGAAGGUUUUGUUCGAAGACACGGACCGUAUCCCUUGUAACAUCGACCAGUAUCCUUCAGCCGACUGGCAGUCCGAUGACCGUGGGCUUAUGUCUUCAUUUACUAUACGUGAGAAGUACUCAAAGGUUAAUUUGGAACCUAGGAAAGCCAUAAAGGAUGUUCUAGACGAUCUACUUGAACUCGGCGUCAUUCACGGCAACCUCUCUCCUUGGAAUGUAUUGAAGUAUAUGCCUCCCGCGAGUGCUGCAGGUGAUGAACGAGUAUGCCCCCGACACAAUGUCGUCCAUCCCUGGGGAUUGAUUGACUUUGACCGUUCGCAGAUGCUCGAUCUGGAAAAUUUGUGCAAGGUUGACGGGCGUUUGGUUACUAGAAUUGACAGGAUGGUUAUGUAUGCCACGGCGUUUUAG
Molecule: messenger RNA, 921 nt
Organism: Coprinopsis cinerea okayama7#130
Lineage: Eukaryota; Fungi; Basidiomycota; Agaricomycetes; Agaricales; Psathyrellaceae
Product: protein kinase subdomain-containing protein PKL/ccin3
Exons: 2
Coding region: 1-921 (306 amino acids)
Source: RefSeq, a predicted model, not a curated record